This is a messenger RNA of Antrostomus carolinensis (chuck-will's-widow), 2145 nucleotides long. RefSeq names its product 1-phosphatidylinositol 4,5-bisphosphate phosphodiesterase beta-1. Gene Ontology annotation, molecular function: calcium ion binding; phosphatidylinositol-4,5-bisphosphate phospholipase C activity; calmodulin binding. The transcript has 20 exons. Gene Ontology annotation, cellular component: nuclear speck; cytoplasm. Bases 1 to 2145 code for a protein of 714 amino acids. Lineage: Eukaryota; Metazoa; Chordata; Aves; Caprimulgiformes; Caprimulgidae. The record is from RefSeq and is a predicted model, not a curated record. Gene Ontology annotation, biological process: release of sequestered calcium ion into cytosol; memory; G protein-coupled receptor signaling pathway.
AUGGAUGGGUCAGUGCUUCAUCGUGGAGAACAGCGCAGAGAUGCAGCUCCAGGCAGGGCUGUGGCUGGAUGGGCUGUCAUGCUACAUGGGCACAGCACCCACCUCACAGGGGCUAACGCAACUAAUGUGGGAAACCCUAAACAACAAGCAAAAAUGGCAGAGUAUUGCAGAUUAAUAUUUGGAGAUGCACUGCUUAUGGAUCCAUUGGAAAAAUACCCGCUUGAACCUGGGGUUCCUCUUCCAAGCCCUAUGGAUUUGAUGUACAAAAUUCUGGUGAAGAAUAAAAAGAAGUCACAUAAGUCUGCAGAUGGAAGUGCAAAAAAGAAGCUCUCGGAGCAAGCUUCCAACACAUGCAGUGAUACAUCUAGUAUGUUUGAACCUUCCUCCCCUGGAGCAGGAGAAGCAGAGAUUGAGAGCGAUGAUGAUGAUGACUAUGAUGAUGACUGUAAAAAGUCGUCGAUGGAUGAAGGUACUGCUGGAAGUGAGGCUAUGGCCACGGAAGAGAUGUCUAACCUGGUGAACUACAUUCAGCCUGUGAAGUUUGAGUCAUUUGAAGUAUCAAAAAAACGCAACAAAAGUUUUGAAAUGUCUUCCUUUGUGGAAACCAAAGGGCUAGAGCAACUUACAAAGUCUCCUGUGGAAUUUGUGGAAUACAACAAAAUGCAGCUAAGCCGAAUUUACCCAAAGGGAACACGUGUUGAUUCCUCAAACUACAUGCCACAAGUCUUUUGGAACGCAGGCUGCCAAAUGGUUGCUCUUAACUUCCAAACUGUAGAUUUGUCUAUGCAAAUAAACAUGGGAAUGUAUGAGUACAAUGGCAAAAGCGGAUACAGGUUAAAGCCAGAAUUCAUGAGAAGACCAGACAAACACUUUGAUCCAUUUACUGAAAGUAUAGUGGAUGGAAUAGUAGCUAACACCUUGUCUGUCAAGAUAAUUUCAGGUCAGUUUCUUUCUGAUAAAAAAGUUGGUACCUAUGUAGAAGUGGACAUGUUUGGCCUGCCUGUGGAUACAAGAAGAAAAGCUUUGAAGACCAAGACCUCUCAAGGCAAUGCAGUUAAUCCUGUCUGGGAAGAGGAAACCAUAGUGUUUAAGAAGGUUGUUUUACCUUCCCUGGCAUGUUUGAGGCUAGCAGUGUAUGAAGAAGGAGGGAAAUUUAUUGGUCAUCGGAUAUUACCAGUCUCAGCAAUUCGACCAGGCUAUCACUACAUCUGUUUGAGGAAUGAGAGGAACCAACCUUUGACACUGCCAGCUCUCUUUGUGUACAUAGAGGUCAAAGACUAUGUACCUGAUACUUAUGCAGAUGUGAUCGAGGCCUUAUCCAAUCCAAUCAGAUACGUAAACUUGAUGGAGCAGAGAGCUAAGCAACUGGCCGCACUGACUCUGGAAGAUGAAGAAGAGGUAAAGAAAGAGAUUGACCAUGGAGAUGCACCAUCCGAAGCUAACAAUGAACCUAGACCAACACCAGCAGAAAAUGGAGUAAAUUACACUGCCUCUCUUACACCGAAACCAGCGACUCAAGUUGUCCAUAGCCAACCUGCACCAGGUUCGGUGAAAGCACCUGCAAAGACAGAAGAUCUUAUUCAGAGUGUCCUCACAGCGGUUUUAGAAAAAACAGCAAAAAGAGACAGUAAGAAAAGAUCUGAAACGGGCAGCCCUGACCACAGUUCUUCAACUAUUGAACAAGAAUUAGCUGCGCUGGACUCCGAAAUGACCCAGAAGCUAGUCGAGCUGAAGGAGAAGCAACAACAGCAGCUGCUAAAUCUCCGACAGGAGCAAUAUUACAGUGAAAAGUACCAGAAACGAGAGCACAUUAAGCUGCUUAUUCAGAAGUUGACAGAUGUAGCAGAGGAGUGUCAGAACAGCCAGCUAAAGAAACUGAAAGAAACCUGUGAAAAAGAAAAGAAAGAGUUGAAGAAAAAAAUGGACAAGAAGAGGCAGGAGAAGAUCACAGAAGCAAAGUCGAAGGAUAAAAAUCAAAUGGAAGAAGAGAAGACUGAAAUGAUUCGAUCGUAUAUCCAGGAGGUGGUGCAGUACAUAAAACGGCUAGAAGAUGCUCAGAGUAAAAGACAGGAGAAACUUGUAGAAAAACACAAAGAGAUUCGUCAGCAAAUACUGGAUGAAAAGCCUAAGGUAAAGAGUUUUUGA